AUGCCACGUGGGAACCUUAUGAAGCAUUUCGAGACCGAUUUCCAGAGGUCUGACAUCAAUCAGAUUAUCCCAUCAGGCUCGAGACUAGCUGUUUGCAAGGGGGAGGGGCAACCAUCUCAAAGUAAGCUGUAUCAUGUACUCACUCUUCUCCCAAAGAGCAGAAGGAUUGCUUUAGCAAGUAAGUGGGAUCAGGCGCUGACGCAUACGAAAAAGGCAAGACUGCUCUGCAAACUUGGAGGCAUUUUGGAUUGAGUUGGGCAUUUGUUGAUCCAAAGACACCAAUUGAAAAUGGGGUGAAGUUUUGUGCUUGUGUGAAGGAGUUCUUUCCAUGGCUCAGGAUGCCAUUGCAGGUUGUUUAUGUUAAUGAAACAAGAAACCCUAAAUUGGUUGUUUCUUCUUUUGGUUUUGGUGGAGGCACUCUCAGGGGACACUUACUGGUGUGUGUGUACUUUCUUUCCUCUUUUUGUAUGUGUAAUGUUUUCAUUUGAUAUGAUGAG
Molecule: messenger RNA, 497 nt
Organism: Lactuca virosa
Lineage: Eukaryota; Viridiplantae; Streptophyta; Magnoliopsida; Asterales; Asteraceae
Source: the annotation of a GenBank genome assembly